This is a messenger RNA of Saccostrea cuccullata (small rock oyster), 3349 nucleotides long. Its product is annotated as regulator of G-protein signaling loco-like. The coding region runs from base 366 to 1490 and encodes 374 amino acids. The record is from RefSeq and is a predicted model, not a curated record. Lineage: Eukaryota; Metazoa; Mollusca; Bivalvia; Ostreida; Ostreidae. The transcript is spliced from 6 exons.
UGUCAAGCAUACCUGUUUAUAAAUCUGUGUGGCCGGAAACACACUGCCAUUGAUUUAUUAGGGGGCUUGUUCUUUUUUUUCUGCCAUUCAUAAUAUUUGUCAGCUAGAGUAUCACACACCUGAUAUAUUACUUGUGUGGACCUGGCGUGGCGUAUGCCCCCUUACUGCUGUCACACGACUAAAUAUUACAGUGGCAGAUUACACACUUACUGGGAGUCCACUUAGAAGAAUCGACCUCCCCCAUAUCAAAACAAAUCAGCACUGAUUUGAGUGACUUUGUGCGAAAUUUAACAAAUCCCAAACAGGAGGAUUCUAGUGAGCACGCUCAGGACUUUGCCACGAAGCUCACCAAUCCUGGGAACAAAAUGAGACUGAAGUCCACCGACUUAUCUGGUCAGUUGAAGGAGAAAUGUGCAAUCAGUGAAAACGAGGGUGUCAGGGACAUUAAACAGAACUGGCGGCAGCGUAUGAUGGAGCGCCGAAUUAGCCGCACCAAGGCCCAGGACUGCAGCAGUCCCGCGGACUCGUUCGGAUCCACAGACUGUGAUAAGUCAUUUGACAGUGUUUCCUCAGGAAAUAGACCGUCUUUUCACUGUGACUCAUCAACCGAGGCUUCAGAGUCCGAGUCCCAAACCUCACAGCUCUCAUUGAAUAAGGAACAGAAAUAUACGAAGAAAGAGAAAGAUUCCAAAAAGAGGCGGUUCCGUCGAAUGAUUACCAGACCCCUAAGGCGUAGUCAGAGUGCAGGCUGUGAAAAAGACAUUCCUACACACUUUUUGGAGAAGAGCACAGACGAUGAAGAUACAUUGGAAAGCCGUGCUUCUGAGCUAGCAGUCUUCAGUCAACGACUGAUUGGAAACAGUUCGGAAGGCAAGGAGUGUUCGGCUAGAAAACCUGUUUACAAGACCUGCUCAGCAGACGCAGCCCUGAUGGGAACUGAAGAAAACAACUCACAGUCUCGCCACAAAAAGUCCAGCAACUUAGCCAAGAAUAUGAAAAAGAAAUUUCAGUUCCUGAGAAGAAGGAACACAGAUACUGCGAUCGGAGGAGAGUGUCACACCCCGUCCUUUAUACGUCCCUCGUCUGACCAGGCUCAGAGGUGGAGCAGGUCCUUCGACAGUCUACUUAACGAUAAAGGUGGUUUAGAGUUGUUCCGAGGCUUUUUACGGUCGGAAUUCAGCGAGGAAAACCUCGAGUUCUGGAUCGCUUGUCAGGAGUAUAAACAGUGUGAAGACGCCAAAAUGCUUCCCACCCAGAGUCAGAAAAUCUAUGGCGACUUUGUGGCCGUUCAGGCACCGAAAGAGAUCAAUUUGGAUUCCAAAACACGAAUGAUAACUGUGACAAACUUAGAACAUCCCACAAGACAUACAUUUGAGGAUGCACAGAAAAAAAUUCAAGCUUUAAUGGAGAAAGACUCUUACCCACGUUUUCUUGAAUCUGACUUAUAUCUACAGUUACUGAACAAUACAACGUCAAGUUCCAAAGCAUGAUGGGAAGUUUUUUAACUUCAAAAAAUGAACUGUUGCUUAUUUGUAAAUAUAAACUCCUGUGAUCUCAAAUUCUAGUCAAAAGCUUUCAGGCAUGUAUAUAGAAUGAAGUUGUUUUUUGAUAUUUAUAUGCUCAUGACAUCUGUUUUGUGAGAUGCAAAAAACAGAUCAUAUUUGUUACAUUUGUUACAUUUUUGUAUCAUGUUUCAUUACAUGUGUAUUAUAAUACAUUAUGUCCAAAAUUUAUGGAAAUUUUUGGAUGAAACUCUAUAGUUGUCAUUUCUCAUUUUAUUUCAACUUGAGUGGAUUUUUUUUACAAGCAAUGAUUUGCUGUAGAAUAUUGUCUAUAUAAGCAAACAUCUAAAUAGUUAUUGAAGGGGAAUACACUUAAAAAGCAAUUAACCAAGUUUAUCUAGACAAAAAAAGAGGAAAAUAAGCAUAAUUUUAAAAAAGGCCCAUUUUUUAUGUCUAGUCUCUAGACUCAAUUUAACCUUAAUGUUUCUAAAUCAGAUAAUUUAUAAUCAUGUUUCUCAGUUGUUUGCAAGAUGGAACCUGGCUUUAUUUUCACACAUAUCAUAAGUUUAUGAGUUAAAGUACUUAAAAUAUUAAUUCUAAUCAUACAGUUAGAAGUCCUAGCAGUUAAAAUAUUACAUCCAGUCAGUACCCUUGUUUUACUUUGAUUUGAGAUUUAAGACUCGGGCUCAACCACUGAAUAGCCAAGGAAUGAUAUACUAUGAUAGGAACAUAGAUACAUGUUUGAGUGCCAUCUGUGGCCAACAGGUGAAGGUUUCUGAAAGAAAUUUAUAUUACAUUUAAACACCUGAAAAAAGGCAAAAAUUAAAAAUAUACAGUAAAAUAGACACAUCAAGAAGAAAAUGUUGAAAAAGUAUGAAAGAUUAAGUGAUUAUGUUAGCUCAGAUCAGAUUGGGUGAAAAUAUUCAAAAAUUCUAAUUUUCUGAUAUCUUUAAUUGAUAAGGAUGUGGUUUUCUAUCAAUUCAUCAUCAUUGUAUGUUCUUUGUGGGAAAACACAAAACUGAUAGAUUUGAAAAUUAAAAUGUAUAUUAACUUCCAUCAUGUUUUUAAGACUGGAAAUAUGAACUUUGAUCUUCCCAGACAGAAGUACAUGUACAUGAUUUAUCCAUGAACUUUUAAUUAUCUGUAAAAUCAUGUCACGUUUUUUUUUUAUAUAAACUUCAUGAUAAAACAGGAUGUGUGUAGGUAGAGGAAAGUAGCACACAGAAAGAAUUUUUAAACAAACAAGCAUCCGGUUUUUAUUGUAUGUCCAACUGACUGCAACUGAGGACAGUGAAAUUUUUGUGUCUUAAGCACUAAUAUCUCUAAUACUUUGGAUAUGUCAAAGUGAUUUGGAACCCCCAAUUACUAUUUUCUUCAUAUAUUUUUACCUUAAUCCUACUUUUUUAUUUUGAGAUGUGUAUCCAUGUUUAAAUAUUAAGGUAGAAGUAAAACACAAUUUCCAUUUUAUGUAAGUAUAAAGAAAUCAUAAUAAUUUUAAAUUUUUCUGAGGGAAAGCAAUAUAUUGUAACAAAUCUUUGACAAUCGUUUUUUCCCCAAAUAUAUGUGUUGAGGUCCCUGUGCCUCAUUUCCAAAGAAUGCUUUUGUAGAUCACUUUUGCUAAUUUGAAUAAAAGUCAUGUCCAUCUGAAUUCAACAUGUUUAGUGACAAUCAUGUUAUUAUGUGAGCAUGGUGUAUUUUAUCAUGUUUCAGAUUCCUCUUCUUUUCUUAUUGGGCAUAUUUCUUGUUGUCAAGUUGUUCCAACAUUCAUAUCCAGAUUUUCCACUUCCCUUUUUGAAACUUUGUUUUGUACUAGUUUUUACUACAAUAAAAAUAAAUGAAAAAUAUUA